Molecule: messenger RNA, 276 nt
Organism: Protopolystoma xenopodis
Lineage: Eukaryota; Metazoa; Platyhelminthes; Monogenea; Polystomatidea; Polystomatidae
Source: the annotation of a GenBank genome assembly
AUGAUUCAUAAUCAUUUUUUUACGUUUUCGUGUCAACUUGAGAACACCAUUGCCGUGGACUCCCUGGAAGUGGCUAAACUAUAUGCUGAAGCCUCCCGCUUGAAGGAGAAACAGCGUGAAUUGGACGAUGAGAUCGCUUCACGUAAUGGCAUGAUCAACAAACUUGAAAGCGAGAUUCAUCAAGCCAAUAUUCAAGUAGAGCGAAAGCAGGGUGCCAUAGACCUACUGAAUAAACGACUGGAGAGCUUAAUGUUGAAAACUGGAGUGAGAUACUGA